Meloidogyne enterolobii is the source of this 516-nucleotide messenger RNA. Lineage: Eukaryota; Metazoa; Nematoda; Chromadorea; Rhabditida; Meloidogynidae. The record is from the annotation of a GenBank genome assembly.
AUGUUGCCAAACAUUUGUUGGCAUUUCUCCAUAUUUUAUUGUUUUAUAAUGUUAUUGGCUAUUUUUGAUGACAAUUCCUCAGCUAAUGCUAGUUUUUUUAAAUCUAAAAGAAGCCAUGUUGGUUAUCAAAAAUUAGAAAAAGUGGACGAUGAAGCUGAAAAUGGGGAAUUGGAGAACGAGGGGAAACAACCCAAAAUUGAUUAUGAGGAAAAGUUUAAAGAAAUGGAAGUUGAAGCAAAACUUGUUGGAAAUUUUGAGAAAUAUAAGAAAAUAGCUCUUGGUUUUAUUGAAACUAUAACAGAUUUCGAAAAUAUAGACAAAUAUAUAGCCAAAUUUGAUGAUCUAAAAACUUUAGAUAAAGAAAUUCUAAAAUUCUUUAAAAAUGCCCCAUCUUUUAAAAAAUUUAUAGAUCAUUUCAGCAAACGUUACCAAGCUAUAAACACGUCUAAAAAUACGUCGAAAACACUCAAGAAAAAUUUUGAGGUUUGUUUAUACAUAUUUUAUUUAAACAUUUAA